Molecule: messenger RNA, 3063 nt
Organism: Fusarium tjaetaba
Lineage: Eukaryota; Fungi; Ascomycota; Sordariomycetes; Hypocreales; Nectriaceae
Exons: 1
Coding region: 1-3063 (1020 amino acids)
Biological process (GO): protein sumoylation
Molecular function (GO): SUMO ligase activity; zinc ion binding
Source: RefSeq, a predicted model, not a curated record
AUGAACGAAAGCGACUCGACACACGUCGCGACUAAUACCAGCUACCCAAACUCUACGGCCGCCAUCUCCUUGCACCCCAGGACUUCUAUGCCACAGCAAAACUACGUCACUCAACCGACAAUUCAACCUGCGGCGACUGGCCCUCCGUUGGCUGAUCAAGCUCCUCAGGCAACAGCCUCGCCGCUCUCCCACAUAGAAAUACGCCCUCGAAAUCCAGGAGUGCCUCUAGAAACGAACUCGAGACAGCAUAUCAGACCAGCCACUGCUAUUGGUCAUCAAGCAAAGCGCCCUCGGGUUCAAGAAGCAACAAGUCCGGGAAAUUCCAGAGACCGAAAUAUCUGUCUAAAAUGGUCCAACUCGAUCGACCACCGCAUGGCACAAGCUGCCCAUGCCGGGCUCCUGAAUGAGACAGUUGAAAAACCACGAUACAGGAUCUUGGCGGAAGCAUGCCAGAACGAAGAUUUCUUCUACAUUGCUUUUCACCAGGCACUUUGUGCUUGGUCCUUAAAUAGAGGGCCGAUUCAUGCGCUCUUCCAUGGAUUAGUGCAGCCAAACCUGCUGGAUGCUGCCUUUGACGUAGCGCAAACCAUUCUUAGGAAGAAUGAACACAUGUCCCAUGCACAUCUGCAAUGGUUUGCCAAUUUUCCCAGUACCAUUGCUGAGUUCUCAAGGGUUUUCCCCAAUACAGAAGCGGCUAGAGACAUUUCUGCAUUUCUCAUCCAACUAGCAACAACCUGGCAAUCGCUCUCACAAAAUGUUCUAGCACGAAAGUAUCCUUUGCUCGCAUACGAGCUGACAUUCGUCCUACGUUGCCGAGCCAAAGGUCUACAGUCUAUGCUGUUCACCAUGAGCCGCAGGAGCCUUGGCAUAAAUGACGGACCUGUGGCAGCUGCGAUGAACGCCAUUUUUGAUCAGGAUAGGCUGGACGAAGCUGCAUACGAGGCUCGCGUUGAGGCUCCUGAAACCCUCAAACGCGCGAGGGAGGCAAUUGCGAUGAAAUACCGGGACCUUGUUAUAUCGGCUCAACGAGCAACAUCCAGUACGUUACCCCAGAAUCCGCUUCCUAUUUCAACGAAAUACUCACUCUUCCGGCUAAAAGAUGCAGGCUCGAGUGCUCAUAUAGCUGCACAACGUGGACAUCAAUCGCUACCGCCUACAGCAACUGACCCAUCUUAUCCCGUGCAUACCGCACCUGCUUCAUCUCCUCCCCUUCCCUCACAUUUCGAUGCAUUCGCUGUUAGGCCUGUAGGCGACCCAAGGGUGGUAAGCCCAGCGUCUGUGAGUAGCCACCCGCCUUCUACAGGCAACAGUGUCAGCGGGAUCCAGGGACUACGACGACCGAAUCACCUCCACAUCCAAACUGAUACUACAACAUCGUCGCCUCAUUUUGCCACUGCCUACCAGUCUCCCCAGUUACCACAGCAUCCAUUACCUAGGUCAUCAAGCGCUGGGUCGCUCCCGAUACUGCCAAACCGCGGAUCUCCUGCCACGACUAACAACACUCCUAUCAUUCCAUCGAAUGGCCCAUCACGAACAGCUAUUUUACCGCCGAAUAACCCUUUAUUACAACGACGAGCAGCCUCGUUUGCACAUCCAUCCCAGGCGCUUCCCGCCCCUCACGGGACAUACACCGAAAACCAAGCACCGCAACACCAGCUGGCAGGAACGCCGCAAGUCUCGAGUCCAGUUUCGCAGAUGAGCCCUCAUCAUCAUGGCCAGCCUAUGCAGUCCCCGCAGUUUCAAAUGGCAUACAAUCAAUUAAACCCACCUCGCAGGGCAUCUAAUCCGCAAUAUAACAUAAUGCCAGCUCCGCCAGCUCAUGUUUAUUCCGCUCACCCGAUAGGGCCACGAAAUCCAGCAUACCAGGUACCGGUCGCUAGCUAUCCGCAUUCACUGGCCGGGCCCGUCCAGCAAAUACCGGAAGCCGAAUAUCCAGCUAGCCCGUAUGGCUAUGGCUCACUUCAAGUUGGGUUGCAGCAUGUCGGUGUACGCAGUCCCAGGCGUGUUCCCUUGAUUCCUGGCAAAACUCGACAUUAUCAAUUUGUCAGACAGCUAGUAUACCAACCUCUAGCCCUUGAGCCUCAAAGGGGACUGCGGUCUUUGUCUUUCAACGUGACAAAAGAACAGAUACAAAAGUUAGCGAAGAAAAUCGAGGGCAUUGGUCUUCCAUUUUGCUACUAUUCCGAGGGCUCUCGUCGUUACCGGCUGCGAAUGAUUGUGCAACCUGAGACACAAGCUGAACCAUGCGAGUCAGAUUGGGUGAUGUCUGCAACUUGCUGGCCUAGCCAUAUAUUUUUUGACCUGAAUUCAAAGUCCCUUGAGCUACGACGAAAACAACAUUUUCAUAAAGAUCAGCCGUUGGAGUUGACAGAUUUCUUAGUUGAGGGUGAGAACAAGAUGACCAUCAGCUAUCCUGCUGUUGAACAGAAUUCCAAGCCGGGGUAUAAGCAUUUUAUGGCGAUUGAGAUAGUGGAGACAAUGAGCCAUAAGGCGAUUACUGACCUUAUACAGUCACGGCACUUCCCAGCAGAGGAAACGAAGCACAAGAUAAUACGCCGCUUGCGUCCCUCGGAUUCAGACGACAUCAUCGUCCAGGACGAGACUCUGCCAAUCUCCUUGGCAGACCCUUUUAGUAAGCAGAGGGUUGCGGUUCCUGUCAGGGGCGGUCAAUGCAAGCACUUGGAAUGUUUUGAUCUAGAAACGUUCUUGGGGACCAGAAGUGGAAAAGAGCCUCAAAAAGGAGGCGGCCCGCAGCAACAGGGGGAAGAACCUUCGUUGGUGGACAGAUGGGGUUGUCCAAUAUGCGGACUCGAUGCACGUCCUAUCAGUCUCUUGGUGGAUGAUUAUCUCGCAGCAGUGAGGCGUUCGCUGAUCAGCAAUGGCGACACUCGGACAAGAAACAUCAAAGUGGCUCCUGAUGGAGCGUGGUCUGCAGUAUGGGAGCCGGAGGAGUCUGAUGACGAUUCACCAGCACCGCAACCUAAAGGUUCGGUUAAUGGGCAUGCUAGUAGGCAACCAAGGCCACCCCCGACACCAGUCAUCGACAUAUCGGAUGAUGAAUAG